AUGAGCUUAAGGACAGAAUGUGCCAUUCAUUCAUGUUUCAGAAUUGUAAGACUAGAGGAGGCACGAGGCAAAUCAUUUACCAACAAAAAGAUACUUUUUGCUAACGAACCAGUAGUGCUGUUUGA
Messenger RNA from Acaulospora morrowiae, 125 nucleotides. The record is from the annotation of a GenBank genome assembly. NCBI's taxonomy places the organism in Eukaryota, Fungi, Glomeromycota, Glomeromycetes, Diversisporales, Acaulosporaceae.